Messenger RNA from Oryza sativa Japonica Group (Japanese rice), 891 nucleotides. The record is from RefSeq and is a predicted model, not a curated record. NCBI's taxonomy places the organism in Eukaryota, Viridiplantae, Streptophyta, Magnoliopsida, Poales, Poaceae.
AUAGCAGUACAACUAGUCACAGAUACAUAGUAGGACAGAGGCUACAAAUUAAAAUGACCACACAACUUGUUAAGAUCGGGACAUGGGGUGGAAAUGGAGGAGGUCGUGUAGACCUAUCUGUACUCCCAAGGAGCUUGAAAAGCGUGACAAUCCGUAGUGGUGCAGCCAUUGAUGCUAUUGCCUUUACAUACAUUGGCACAGAUGGGAAGGAACAUCUUGCAGGUCCUUGGGGUGGUGGCGGUGGAAAUCCAACUACGAUUACACUUGGAUCUCAGGAAUUCGUGAAGGGAAUCUCCGGAACAUUUACCAACGUCGUGACAAACCUUCAAAUUGUCACCAAUGUCACCACUUAUAAUUUUGGACAAGGUGGUGGAACUGCUUUUAGCCUCCCGCUGCAGAGCGGCAGUGUGGUUGGUUUCUUUGGUCGCUCGGGCGCACUUGUGGACUCUAUCGGAGUUUAUGUCCACAUAUGAUAUAUGUCAUCUACAUAUGAAUAUAUCCAAUUGGAUAUAUGUUGGAUCAGUGCUCAUGAUAAAUUCACCCCUAAAGUCUUGUUUGUAUAAUCCCUCACACAAGAGGUUGAAGGAGAUUUGUAGGAGAUUAAUUCUACACCUCCCCUCCAAUCUCUCUCUUGGGGAUGAAUCGCACAAGACCUAAGUCCUAAGGGUGACAUUUCUUUCAAUCACUCUAUAUACCUAUACAUAUAUAGUGUGCAUGUGUAUGUGGCCUAGGCCCAAAAGUUUACCUCACUAGUGCCCCGUUAUGUUUCUCUCAGUGCUGUAUACAUUUAUGUGUUGUGCUACAUUCGCUACAUAUGUAUGUGGUUUAUAUAUGAUUAUAUAUAAAUAAAAGACUACUGUGAUGUAUUGUGCUUAAAUGCACGAAAGCCUA